AGGGACCUAGCACCUACCUACUUGACUUUAUCAACAAAAAAAACUAUCGUAUUCGUUGCAAAACGUUUUCCGUUUUACAGCAGAAUUGGCGCAGCAAAAUCACGUUGAACUGCCCGGAACCAAUGCAGCUGGCUUCGUUUCCCAACGAAAGAAUUUGAGAGCUGUACUUCAGCGUUACCAUCUGAUUUUGUUUCCGUUUUGUGGAUUCUAUCUGGAAAGCAAGUAGCUAAUCCUUUUUGAAAACCAAAUUAAUCGCAUAAUGUAAGUGUUAACGAAAUAACAAUGUGUAUAGUAAAAUGAAAGACAAGUGAAAGUGUUUUAAAUAUAUGCGUCGUUGGCCUGGAAAGACUAGUAGCGUUCAUUCAAUCAUUGUAAUUUCCCCGGCUAAAGCUAUGUUGACCAUAGUGUGCAACAUGUCAGAAUCUGGCCACAGUCAACCUGGCAUGUACGGACAGGGAAGGAGGAGAAGGCGACGCCGAGACAGGGAUGUGGGUCCCCCGGGGCAAAACCUCUCUGGUCCCAGUCGAGAUCGGGAAUAUGUCCCCAGAGAACGCAGGGAUGGCAGUGAGGAGCCUCCAGGACCACUCCUUCAGAAGACCCCCAUCAUCCUGGCCAAACCCCCUGGAGAACGGUCCAAGCCUUCCCAGAGUGUACCCAUCGGUGGAGGCCAGGCCCUGGAGAAGCCCAUCAUGCUCAUCAAGUCCAGGGAGGACGGGGGGAAACCAGGGACCCCUCCUGAGGUGGCUUCUCCAUGUUCUGGGGCCUCAAAGCUAGAGAGGGAGGGCCAGCGCCCUACUCAACCUGUCUACCAGAUCCAAAACAGAGGCAUGGGAGCAGCUGCUUCCAGCGGUGCUGUGGACCCUGUGAUUGGCCAGACCAAGCUUGUCCCCCCUGAGAAGAUGAAGCACAGCAUCAAGCUGGUGGACGAUCAGAUGAACUGGUGUGACAGCGCCAUGGAGUACCUAAGGGACCAGACAGACAUGUUGGUAGUGGGAGUCAUUGGCCUGCAGGGAACAGGGAAAUCCACCAUCAUGUCUCUCCUGUCUGCCAACGCACCUGAAGAAGACCAAAGGGGCUAUGUGUUCAGGGCCCAGACUCAGGAGAUCAAAGAGAGAGGAGGGAACCAGAGCACUGGUAUUGACUUCUACAUUACCCAGGAAAGAGUCAUCUUCUUGGACACACAGCCCAUUCUCAGCCCCUCCAUUUUGGAUCACCUCAUCAACAACGACCGCAAGCUGCCUCCAGAGUACAACCUCCCUCACACCUAUGUGGAGAUGCAGUCUCUUCAGAUCACUGCUUUCCUGUUCACAGUGUGCCACGUGGUCAUUGUGAUUCAAGACUGGUUCACUGACAUCAACCUCUACAGGUUCCUCCAGACAGCAGAGAUGUUGAAGCCCUCCACCCCCUCAGCCAGCCACGACAGCACUGGUUCCUCUGGCAACGAAGAGGGAUCAGAGUACUACCCUCACAUAGUGUUCCUGCAGAACAAAUCUAGUCGUGAUGAGUUCUGUCCCAGAAACCUGAAGAAGAUGCAUAUGGCAGUGGACAAGCUGAUGGCCCACUCCCAUCUGAAAUACAAAGGCACAUUGUCCAUGCUGGACUGUAAUAUUUUCCCUGGCCUGGACCGCGACUACCUGGAAACAGAGGUUAACAUGUUCCUGUUGCCCCUCAUGGAGAAUGAGGGGGAGGACGCGCUAACCAAAGCAGGGUCUGGGUCUGCCCCUCUCUUCUCUCUCCUCCCGGGCUACAGAGGACACCCUACCUUCUCCUCUCAGGUCUCCAAGCUCCGCAGCCAAAUCCUGGCCAUGUCCCGCUGUCAGCUGUCACACACCAUCCUAACAGAGAAGAACUGGUUUCACUAUGCAGCUCGUAUCUGGGACGGGGUGAAGAAGUCCUCAGCCCUGUCUGAAUACAGCCGUCUACAGGCCUAGCAACAAUGUCAACCUGUUAUGAAUAUACUGGAGGAAAUGGAUGUCCCUUUCCUACAUGAGGACCAGAAGAGACAGAGGGAGGUGGGUCUGGAGAUGGACAGUGCCAGUACUAUUGGGCUCACAGGUUCAGUCAGUGGUGAUAUGAGGUGCUUGAUGUUGAGGAGAGGUCCAUCUCAUCUCAUGGAUCUACAGAUAGUUCAACUUGGUGUCUUUGUAACAGAGGGAGAAAAAGGGACAGCUGAUAAGAUUCAGGUGUCAAUGUGACAGUAAAUAACCCUGCUAAGUGUUAGAAGAAUCAGAUGGUACAGAAAUGACUGACUUUGAAAGAUACAUUCUGACUAACAUGAUGCAAAUGGUGAGAGUAAUAUUUAGUUGAAGCAUACAGCGGUGCUUCAUUUUUAUUUCAAAAUGUGUGAUUCUCUAAAGUAUUUGUUACCUGUUCAUCUGAAAUGUUCUGAUUUGUUUAUUAUGUAAAGAUGGAGCUGAGAUUCAGGACGAGACACUUCUGCAACUUGACAAGAAUUGAUAAAAAUAUGAUGUAAUCAUUAUCAUUAAACCGAUAUACUCUGUUA
Molecule: messenger RNA, 2503 nt
Organism: Salmo salar (Atlantic salmon)
Lineage: Eukaryota; Metazoa; Chordata; Actinopteri; Salmoniformes; Salmonidae
Gene: smg9
Product: SMG9 nonsense mediated mRNA decay factor
Biological process (GO): nuclear-transcribed mRNA catabolic process, nonsense-mediated decay
Source: RefSeq, a predicted model, not a curated record